UCCCCUCACGCUUCCCCGUGCCCUUGUGACGCCCCCAGCAACGCUGCACAACCGCGCCAGAAGUACCUUUCGCUGCGCCGCAUCUCGUCCACUUUUUACGUAGGCAAUCACGCUUCGCUCCCAAAGACGGCUUUUCCUCUGCCUCGGAACGUCAAUGGAGCUGGUCAAUCGCUAGAUAUUGUGUCACUCAAGUGCUGCGGGGCUUCCGCACACUGAGGCACCACCAAGGGGACGACGGCCUCCUCUACAAUGUCCACAGACGAAGCCGAGCCGCCGCCGCCGUCCCCGACUACUGCCACAGAACGGUAUGCGCCGACACCUGCGAGACUCUCCUCCCGCGAUCCACCGAUGCAAGACUCAAGCUGGAGCUCACUCCACUCUAGCCUCGCCGUUAAGUGUGCCUCCCUGCCAAAUUCAAGCGUCAAUGCCGCCUGCGGGGCCCUAGCAGGCAUCGCCUCGGGAAUCGUGACAUGCCCGCUCGACGUCAUCAAGACCCGCCUCCAAGCGCAGGGCUCCUUUCGCCCUCGCAGCUUCACCCGGCCGACGCGCGCAGUAUACAACGGCUUGAUAGGCACCGCGCGGGUGAUAUGGACCCAAGAUGGGGUUCGAGGCAUGUACAGAGGGCUCGGCCCGAUGCUGCUUGGAUAUAUUCCCACGUGGGCCGUCUACAUGAGCGUAUACGAUCUCUCCAAAGAUUUCUAUUAUACGCGAAUGGAAAAUAAAUGGCUCUCGCGGAUAUCUGCCUCGAUUACGGCCGGCGCUUGCUCGACGCUAGCGACAAACCCGAUAUGGGUCAUCAAGACAAGACUCAUGUCCCAAGUAAGCUCCCGAGCUCAAGAAGAACACCGUCCGCCAUGGCAUUACAAAAGUACUUUCGAUGCUUUUCGGAAAAUGUACGCGAGCGAAGGCCUGUCAGCAUUCUACUCUGGUCUCACACCGGCACUAUUGGGACUCAGCCACGUCGCGAUUCAAUUCCCCUUAUACGAGUACUUCAAGAUGAGGUUCACCGGUCUUGAGAUGGGACAGACCACAUCAGCAGACAGCGAUGUGCAUUGGGUCGGCAUCCUAGGAGCGACCAUACUAAGCAAGAUCUGCGCAACAUCUGCUACCUACCCGCAUGAAGUCCUUCGCACCCGACUGCAGACUCAGCAGCGAACCCUUCCUUCGCCUUCACAUGAGGAGAUAGCGUUUCGAGGCGGACAUCAAGGCCUUGGUCACCAUACACGUCCUCCAGGCACUGCAUCAUCAGACGGUAUGAUCAACAUCCCGAGAUAUCGCGGGGUAUUGAGGACUUGCGCCAUCAUUCUCAAAGAGGAAGGAUGGAGAGCCUUCUACAAUGGCAUGGGCACCAACAUGAUCCGAGCAGUACCAGCCGCAGUAACCACCAUGAUGACGUACGAAACGCUAAGGUCAAUGCACCAGAAGCUAAAGAACGAAGGAGAAGAGAUCGAGCGGCAGUCUCGCUAGUCGAAUUCCUGCUCGUACGCAUAGAGUUCCUUGGGCGUUGUGUUUUCGGGAGCGCGAUAUUCCCCCUGUGAGCAUUCCCGCUUUCGCUUUUCCCCUUUCUGUACAUAUCCUGAACAGCAUCUCGGGUGGUAUGGUAAGCCAUUGUUAGCAGGCAUCGGAGCUACAGGCGUUUGGAGCUAUCAGUACUUUUGAGAGCAUACUUGUGGAUGGUACGCAUAUCCGCGGGAC
Molecule: messenger RNA, 1695 nt
Organism: Trematosphaeria pertusa
Lineage: Eukaryota; Fungi; Ascomycota; Dothideomycetes; Pleosporales; Trematosphaeriaceae
Product: calcium-binding mitochondrial carrier protein Aralar2
Exons: 3
Coding region: 250-1467 (405 amino acids)
Biological process (GO): pyrimidine nucleotide import into mitochondrion
Cellular component (GO): mitochondrion
Molecular function (GO): pyrimidine nucleotide transmembrane transporter activity
Source: RefSeq, a predicted model, not a curated record